Molecule: messenger RNA, 657 nt
Organism: Tripterygium wilfordii
Lineage: Eukaryota; Viridiplantae; Streptophyta; Magnoliopsida; Celastrales; Celastraceae
Product: TIR-only protein-like
Exons: 2
Coding region: 1-633 (210 amino acids)
Biological process (GO): signal transduction
Source: RefSeq, a predicted model, not a curated record
AUGCAGCGUUACAUUCCAUCAUCACCACCACCAGCAGCCAACAACUUGUACCGCAAAAUCUUGAAAACCCAACAACAAUUCAUCACAAUCAAUAACCGACCACCACCGUGUGACGUCUUCAUUAACCACCGCGGGAUCGAUACCAAGAGGACCAUUGCGGGGCUACUCUACCAUCACUUGCAGCGGCUUAGGCUAAACCCAUUUUUGGACAGCAAGAAUAUGAAGCCAGGAGACAACUUGUUCCACAAAAUCGAUUCGGCUAUUGGAAGAUCUAAGCUUGGUGUUGCUGUGUUUUCGCCCAGAUAUUGUGACUCCUACUUUUGUCUCCAUGAGUUGGCCUUGAUUAUGGAGAGUAAGAAGAAAGUUAUACCCAUAUUUUGUGAUGUCAAGCCGUCGGAAUUGAGAGUUGUCGACAAUGGGAGCUGUGAAGCUAAGGAGAUUCAGAGAUUCAAAUGGGCUCUUGAGGAGGCUAAGUACACGGUCGGACUCACAUUUGAUUCCCAAAGAGGGGAUUGGUCGGAGUUCUUAACGGAGGCGACCGAUGCGGUGAUAAAGAACUUGUUGGAGGUGGAAGGGGAAGGAGAAGGAGGAAGAAGGAUUCGUAAAUAUGUUGUGCAAGGAUUACUAAAAUGAAGACCCAAAAUCAUGGUUUGAAGA